Messenger RNA from Coregonus clupeaformis (lake whitefish), 6031 nucleotides. RefSeq names its product DEP domain containing MTOR-interacting protein (gene deptor). Bases 510 to 1730 code for a protein of 406 amino acids. Lineage: Eukaryota; Metazoa; Chordata; Actinopteri; Salmoniformes; Salmonidae. The record is from RefSeq and is a predicted model, not a curated record. Gene Ontology annotation, molecular function: protein binding. Gene Ontology annotation, biological process: intracellular signal transduction; negative regulation of TOR signaling. The transcript has 10 exons.
GGGGGACCGCAGUUGUGCCGCAGCUAAGCAAAAUCGUGAUGUGACGUCAUCGCGGCAACGGUAAAACGUCAUCUAGCGUCUUCUGGCGACAAAUCAAGAAGCCAAUAGCAGAUCUCACUGAAAAAUUGUUGGCGACACUGCACUGUGUCAACGUGCUUUUCAUGAUAGGAUCGUGUAGUAAACAGAGGCAGAGGUGCGAGGGGAGCUCAUUACUGAAGAAAUAUAUGCAAAUGUCACGAGGAAUCGCUGUUCUUUGGAUGAAACUUUACCGACGAGAAAAUAUUAUGCAUAUAUUUGAUGGUUAGCGGACCAGUUUAAUUUCUAGAAUACAAAAGAAGUUCAACAUUAAACUAGCCAAACUAGCCUCCCCUCUGGCAUAACGAUAGCAGCUGAUAAUUUUUCCCUCUGCGAAACUAGUUUUUUUAAAUGAAUUUCUCAGAUUAUGCUGCUGGUUUGCAAAUCUAGGACAACGUGAUCUCGAGGAACAAUAGAUCAGCUAUUUUUCAUCCAUGGUGGUUGCAAGUUGUAAAGAGAUGGAUGGUAUCGGGAACACAAUGCAGAAGAAGGCUGCGGAGCUCGAGCGCAUGGCCGAGGUUCUGGUCACCGGAGAGCAGUUGAGGUUGCGUCUCCAUGAAGGGAAGGUGAUUAAGGACCGCAGGCAUCACCUGAGGACGUAUCCCAACUGCUUCGUGGCCAAGGAGCUGAUCGACUGGCUGCUGGAGCACAAGGAGGCGUCAGACAGAGACACAGCCAUCAAGAUCAUGCAGAAACUCCUGGACCAGAGCAUCAUCCAUCACGUUUGUGACGAACACAAGGAGUUCAAAGACAUGAAACUCUUCUAUCGCUUCAGGAAAGAUGACGGGACGUUUCCGCUGGACAACGAAGCCAAGGUCUUCAUGAGGGGACAACGGAUAUAUGAAAAGCUGAUGAUGAACACAGAGACGUCCAUCCUAGCGACUCGGGAAGAAGAGGGUGAGACGUUUGAACGGACGCUGGUGGCCUCCGAGCUUGUCGAUUGGCUGCUGGUGGAGGGAGAGAUGGCAACCCGAGAGGAGGCGGAGCAUCUUGGACGGAGGCUUCUAGAACACGGGAUCAUGCAGCAUGUGACAAACAAGCACCACUUUGUGGAUGGAGGACUGCUGUACCAGUUCAGACUGAACUUCAGGAGGAGACGGCGUCUGAUGGAGCUGCUGAACGAGCGCUGUCGUACCAUCCCAGAGAGCCAUGACAGCCCCUUCUGUCUCCGCAAACAGAACCCAGAGGGAGGCAACACCAGCUUCCUAUCUGUGAGUCCUACUAAAGAGAUCAAGAUGAUAGUGGGGAUCCGUCGCAGCAGCAUGAGUAGCAGCUGUGGCAGCAGUGGUUACUAUAGCAGCAGUCCCACCCUCAGUAGUAGCCCCCCGGUGCUCUGCAACCCAAAGUCAGUGUUGAAGAGACAAGUGAAUCCUGAGGAGCUGCAGACCCCAGGAGGCCCCUACAUAAAGAAGACAUUCACAAUCAUGGGGGACGCGGUCGGCUGGGGCUUCGUGGUGCGAGGUAGUAAGCCCUGCCACAUCCAGGCUGUCGACCCCAGUGGCCCCGCAGCUGCAGCUGGGAUGAAGGUGUGUCAGUUUGUGGUCUCGGUCAACGGGCUAAACGUGCUGUCUCUGGACUACAGGACAGUCAGUAACCUCAUCCUGACCGGGCCCAGAACAGUUGUCAUGGAAGUCAUGGAGGAAGCAGAUUACUGAGGAGGCAGGCUAUCACGUGGCAGGGGGCGUGGCUGAGCAGAGUAGACCCAAGGCAGACCCUAAAGACAUCAUGGAGAUAGAAGUGUCUUUAUGGAACUCUAUGAAAACUCUCUCUAGGGUUCUAACUCUAUGAAAACUCUCUAGGGUUCUAACUCUAUGAAAACUCUCUCUAGGGUUCUAACUCUAUGAAAACUCUCUCUAGGGUUCUAACUCUAUGAAAACUCUCUCUAGGGUUCUAACUCUAUGAAAACUCUCUCUAGGGUUCUAACUCUAUGAAAACUCUCUCUAGGGUUCUAACUCUAUGAAAACUCUCUAGGGUUCUAACUCUAUGAAAACUCUCUCUAGGGUUCUAACUCUAUGAAAACUAUCUCUAGGGUUCUAACUCUAUGAAAACUCUCUCUAGGGCUCUAACUCUAUGAAAACUCUCUCUAGGGCUCUAACUCUAUGAAAAUUAUCUAGGGUUCUAACUCUAUGAAAAUUAUCUAGGGUUCUAACUCUAUGAAAACUCUCUAGGGUUCUAACUCUAUGAAAACUCUCUAGGGUUCUAACUCUAUGAAAACUAUCUCUAGUGUUCUAACUCUAUGAAAACUCUCUCUAGGGUUCUAACUCUAUGAAAACUCUCUAGGGUUCUAACUCUAUGAAAACUCUCUCUAGGGUUCUAACUCUAUGAAAACUCUCUCUAGGGUUCUAACUCUAUGAAAACUCUCGCUAGGGUUCUAACUCUAUGAAAACUCUCUCUAGGGUUCUAACUCUAUGAAAACUCUCUCUAGGGUUCUAACUCUAUGAAAACUCUCUCUAGGGUUCUAACUCUAUGAAAACUCUCUAGGGUUCUAACUCUAUGAAAACUAUCUCUAGGGUUCUAACUCUAUGAAAACUCUCUAGGGUUCUAACUCUAUGAAAACUCUCUCUAGGGUUCUAACUCUAUGAAAACUCUCUCUAGGGUUCUAACUCUAUGAAAACUCUCUCUAGGGUUCUAACUCUAUGAAAACUCUCUAGGGUUCUAACUCUAUGAAAACUCUCUCUAUGGUUCUAACUCUAUGAAAGGCUCAUUCAAGCUCUGCCAGCCACCACCCGCUGUCUCUCUCCUAUUGGACACCGCCACCCUCUGUAUCUCUCCUAUUGGACACUGCUGCCCUCUGAUGGGCUCCAAUAGAACUGCUAGGAGAGGAGAGAAGGACAUUAGCUACUCUGUUAGAUACACACGUCUAAUCAUUGUCCUCCUGUCUCACCUGUCUAGUUGAUGUUGAGACAUCAGAUGGACCCUGAUAACAGAGUGGACUGUUUCUCACAGUAAGGGUUGUAAAAUGUUCUGUACUGUGCUCCAUGAUUAGGGGGCUGUGCCCUGCUAUCCCCUUCUGGUUUGUCAGUGUCUCCUGUGGGCUGGACUGUGUGUUUCUUCACUUAUUGAUGGUACUAUCUACCCAUGUGUUAGGCUGUGUGGGGAGAGACAGAUAUGGACCGGGCUAGAUCUGCCUGUCUCUCUCUAUCCCAGGACGAGAUGUGGUGAAGUUGAAGGCAGGCCUGUCUCUCUCUAUCCCAGGACGAGAUGUGGUGAAGUUGAAGGCAGGCCUGUCUCUCUCUAUCCCAGGACGAGAUGUGGUGAAGUUGAAGGCAGGCCUGAAGGAGACCGACAGCAUAUCAUCCAGGACAGGAGUGUGAAGCAUUAUCAAGCGACUGUUCAAUCUGCUGCACCAAAUGAUAAUGCAAACGAUGUCAAACUAAUCCAUAGCUAUUUGGGCGUGUGACAGAGAUACCAACCUGGUUACACUGUGUAGUUGUGUAUAGGUCACUCACUAUACAUUGUGGUAGUUGUGUGAAGUUGGCCGUAGUUUAACCAAGCAAACAUGGUUGUAUAAUGUUCAUGUUUAUGCAGGACUAAUUGUUGUCAAUGAAGUGUCUUUUCCCAGUACACUUAGGGCGAGUUUCCCGGACAACAAGUCCUGGACUAAAAAGCCAAAUCGUUAGAUAAUCUCCAUUGAAAGUGUUUUUUGGUCCAAGAUUAGGCUUAUUCUUUGAUCGGGAAACCGUCCCUUGAAGACAAAGUAGGUAGCUAAUAGCUAGUUAAUGAGGUAACACUUUAUUUGAAUGUUCCAUUAUACUGUCUGUAGACCUGAAUAUCAUCGUUAUAAGCAUGACAUUAAGGAUAUUACUCAGUAUGUAGACAAAAGCUUGUGCUACUAACAACUAACUUUACUCUGUCAUGACACAACAAACUAUUACUUAUCAGGCCCGUUUCCCAGACAUGCAUUGAGCCUAGUCCAGGAUGUGUCCGGGAAACCGCUCAUAGUGAUAUAAAUGGUGGUUUGCAUAGUUUUCUAAGAUUUAUAAUGUGUAUUGACAGUGAUAAGUCAGUUGUUAAAACAUGGUUAUGACUGUCUUGACUUGCUAGGCUAUGCCAUAUCUAUAACACUGGCAUUGAGGCGUAUGACCACACACACCUGUUACCAUUAAGCUGUAUGUUAAUGUGGAAAUCAUAUAUCCAUGAAAGUCCCUAAUCUUUCAGAAGUGACAUGUUCUAUACUACCGGAGGUUCUAUAAUAUAUGGAUAUAUUAACAUAUAUUUAAUGUAGAUCUAUGUAUGGAUUUAGGCUGACUAAGGCACUUAAAUAUGAAAAUAACAGUUUGGAUCAGUUUGUUUUCUAGUUAAAAUGUCAGAAAAAUGUGAAUGUCGUUAAGAAGUCACUAUACUGAACCGUCCUGCGACCUAAACGUAUUAAGAAUUAUUAACCCAUUUUAUAUGUCAUCAGACCCUAUCUACUUGUAUUUAAGAAGAAAACGUUUUUAUUUCGGUAACUAGCUGUGCAUUUUAUAGUAAAAUAACUAUGAUCGCAUAAGAAAACAAUCUAUGACAGUAUUUAAUAACCGUAUGAUGUUAACAGAAUCAUCUGUAGCUCGGUGUAUCAGGGUCAACUGUUUUCUUAUGAUAUCACUUCCUGGUCAGAUAACGUAGCCUAGAUUCGUUGUAAGAUUUUAAAGAAUAGCAGUACAAGCUGUAUGUUCAUGUUCACAUGCUGUUGUUUACCAUAAUGUCAAGCCUCGGAUCAUAGGUUUGUUUGUUUAUUUGGAAAACAACAACAGUCAUUUUCUGACAAGUACGGAUUCUAUCUCUUUUUAUAAUGUGCUUAAAUGUGUAAAGCAACGAAAUGCAUAAUUCAAGAAACGAUGUAAAUGUAUGUAAUGCUUGCUUACAAUCCAAUUUCAGGACUGAUACAAUAUCAUUGGUUAGCUCGCACUAAGAACAUUAGACAUCAGUGAUUUGGUGAAUGGCUGCAUUGCAUUAUGUUUUUACCCAUUUCUACUCUUGGUUCUGUCAUAUAAGGAAAGGCUUGUGUUGUUUGGUAAGCAAGGACUUACAGAAAUGCAAAUUACGAUGAGUAAUUUAUACUUCAGCUGUUUUGGUAACACUUUACUGAAAGCGUCCAGGUAAAAUGCAUUAUAACUUGUUAUUAGCAUGAGCCUUUAUCAUGUCUUAUAAGGCUUAUAAGAUGCUUACAAUGUAUUAUAACUGCAUCAUAAUGCAUUAUACCUGUGUGCUUUGAACAGACAGACUUUAAUGUGCCAUGUUAUAAGCUUGAAACAUUUGCCUUAAUAACUUUGAUUUUGCUGCUAGUCUUCUUUACAGUUGGUGGUCAUCUAAUAUUUGAAUAUCCUCUCUUAUCCAUAAAGGGUUCACUAUGCUAUCCUCUUCUUCCUGAUCAGUCUAACUAUAUUCACCUUCUGCUGCUUAUUUCAUGGAGUGAUCGUCUUCUUUUUCCUUGACAAUCAGUGUUUUCUUGAUACACAAGGUGUGCGUUCCAAAUGGUAGUGCACUUGUUUUGACCAGACCCCAAUGGGCCCUGGUCAAGAGUAGUGCACUAUACAGGGAAUAGGAUGCCAUUUGAGACUCAACCGAGAUCUGAACAGCACAUGGACCAACGGCGGUACAACUUACUCUCUGCCUCUCCUAGAAGGUUUUUACUAACGGUAAUGAAUCAAUGACUUUUCAGUUAUUAUACAAAUCAGUCAGCAGCUCAUUUUAUAGGGAUUCAUAAUCUACAGAUCAUUAUGUUCAUUCAUAAUCUAUGUAGAUUAAUGAUCUAGAUUGUACAGCCACUUCAUGAGCCCAGAGUGUAAGGCUUUAAUAGCAGUUAGUGUAGAUACAUUUAUAAAAUACAUUGUGUGAAUGAAUGAAUGUCAGGACAAUGAAAAUAUAUAAGCUCACGGAUGGUACCACAUCUGUGUUUUGCAAUGCAGCUAAAGGCAUACAUUUCAAAUGUAAAGUUCAAAUGUGUUUAAUAAACAUACUGGUUUGGUUCAAAAUA